AUGUUAAAGUUCCUGCGAUUUGCAAGCCCAAAUGAGCGCCGUACCAUCAGCCGCGAAAACCUCGGUUUCUACCAUGCACUCACUAUAGCAGCAAUAUACGAAUAUAAGAACGGAAACAUAGAUCUCAGUUCAACUUCGACAUUCUUCCCGCCCUUGAAACACUGCAUCGAAGAGCACCCUUAUCUGAGCGUAGUCGUCAAAGACAGCCACACCGAAAAGCCAGUCUAUGAAGGCGUUCCGACUAUCAAUCUCGAUGAACAUGUAUCCAUCAUACACAAUGCCAUCCACAGCGACCCAAACAGCACCGAAGAAACAGAAACUAUCCAAAAGACCCUAGCGUCAGCCCUCGACAGACCAUGGCCCAAUGAAAUCCCACCCUGGCAAAUCAUCGUGCUCCCACUAUCAUCAGCGCACGAUUCCACCACGAAGCGCUGCUUCAUCGCAUUCUCAUUCUCGCAUACCCUCGGAGACGGAAUGGUCGGAACCGCAUUCCAUCGCACGUUCCUAGAGGCAUGGCGCCAGCCUGAGAACCCACACGACAACACAUCCAUUGUAGCAAUGAACCCAUCCAACCAGACCAUACCCGAACCAUUCGACACACCAGCACGACUCCCAAUAUCAUGGAAAUACCUCCUCGGCCCCCUGGUAGCAGUCUACCUCCCCAAAUUCCUUGCUGAGUUUCUCGGUUUCCGCGCCGGAGCUAGCACAGUCGAUGCUGGUACCUGGACCGGCUCGCGUACCUUCGAGCCCGUUCCUGCCCCAGGCUUGAAUAGCAGAGUGAGGAUCCUCGAGAUCGAGGCCUCGCUCGUUCAGAAGGCCCUGGUUGCUUCGAGAGUGCAUGAUUCUAAGCUUACGGCUACUUUACAUCAGUUUAUUGUUCGGGCUUUGAGCAAGGCUAUUCUGAGCACUGAUGUGACGAAUUUUGUGUCGGGGACGCCGGUUGAUAUGCGUUCUUCUAUUGGUGUACCUGCUUUGACCUGGGGUCUCUAUGUGUCUGGGUACUAUGAGGUGCAUCCUCGGUUGACCAGUUCGGGUAGCGAUAUCCGGGAAUCUGGGUUAUCGGAUGAGAUGUGGUUGGCUGCAAGCUCGAUGACGAAAAAGCUUGCUGAAUGUGGUACCCGGCUGCAGGAUCAGGCGAUUGGGCUGUUGAGAUAUGCUCCUAGUAUUCGGGGUUGGAUGUUGGGGAAGAUUGGCCUGCAGCGGGAUUCGUCCUACGAGUUGAGUAAUCUGCUUGCUUUUGAUGGUGGCGUUGGUGACGAUUGCAAGAUUAGCAAGAUGGUUUUCUCGCAGCCUGGAAAUUGUCUCAGUGCACCGCUUGUGUUUAAUGUCAUUAGUGUUAAAGGGGGUAGCUUAGUUUGUACGAUCAGUUGGCAGGUUGGGGCUUUGGAUGUGUCUGCGGAAGAAGAGAUGCCAUUGGUUGAUGGGAUUUGUUCUUCGAUCCGAGCCGACUUUGAGGCGUUGAGAGAUUGA
This is a messenger RNA of Penicillium nucicola, 1470 nucleotides long. RefSeq names its product alcohol acetyltransferase. NCBI's taxonomy places the organism in Eukaryota, Fungi, Ascomycota, Eurotiomycetes, Eurotiales, Aspergillaceae. The record is from RefSeq and is a predicted model, not a curated record. Gene Ontology annotation, molecular function: N-acetyltransferase activity. The coding region runs from base 1 to 1470 and encodes 489 amino acids. The transcript is spliced from 2 exons.